AUGGGUGAUUACACAACAGCUCUUAAAACCCUUAAAAGUGCUUAUCAAAUUCAGCAAAAAAUUUUUGAAGAAGGUAAUCCAGCUUUUGCUUCAACAUACAGCUGGUUUGAAAAGGUUUAUCGCAAUCAAAAAACAUUACCUGAAGGGCAUCCAUAUUUUGGCAUUACAUACAGUAAUAUUGGUGAUGUUCAUCGAUUAAUGGGUGAUUAUGAGAAGGCACUUACAUUUCAUAGAAAAGCAUUAAAUAUUCAAGAAAAUAUUCAAUGUAAUCCUCUUGAAUGUGCAACGACAUAUAUAAAUUUAGGUGAAACUUGUCGUCAGAUGAAAGAUUAUUCAACGGCAUUGUUAUAUUAUCAAAAAGGAAUAGAAAUACGUGGAAAGAAACUAUCAAAAAGUCAUCCUGUUUUAGCUGUAGUAUAUCACAAUUUGGCGAAAUUAUAUUUAUCCACUCGACAAUAUAAUAUGGCAAUAAAAAAUGUUCAACAAGCGAUAGAAAUUGCUCACGAAAAAUAA
Messenger RNA from Rotaria sp. Silwood1, 513 nucleotides. NCBI's taxonomy places the organism in Eukaryota, Metazoa, Rotifera, Eurotatoria, Philodinida, Philodinidae. The record is from the annotation of a GenBank genome assembly.